Lasiosphaeria miniovina is the source of this 639-nucleotide messenger RNA. RefSeq lists its product as uncharacterized. The coding region runs from base 1 to 639 and encodes 212 amino acids. The transcript is spliced from 4 exons. The record is from RefSeq and is a predicted model, not a curated record. NCBI's taxonomy places the organism in Eukaryota, Fungi, Ascomycota, Sordariomycetes, Sordariales, Lasiosphaeriaceae.
AUGUCGCCGUCGCGGGCAUUGUUGGAAGGUGGCGCCAAGAUCCACCCGGCGGAUCAUCAGGGGCCAGUGCUCUAUCGCCCUCUCAACUACAUCGCAACAGCCAUCGCCGAAACGUGCACGACCAAGGAGGACACGGACAAGAUGAUAGAGAAGUAUUGUGAAUUCGUUGCAAGCAUCCGGCAGUUUCAUCUCGACCGUGCUGUCAAGUCAAUACCUGUCCGGCGCAAGGGUCACAACUGGCUGAGAACGAUUGGUAGACGCCUCCGCCGCUCGCUGUCGUCCUCCAAGAGUCUUCACCCUUCACUGGAGGCUCGUCCAGCUGCCGUCGGUGAGACCGAUGACGCGCCGUCCGCCAUGGCGACGACGGUCACGACGACCUUGAGGUCAUCGGCAUCAACGGCCACAGGGAAACGAAGCAAUGACUCAAGUGCUGGUUUUAUCAACAGAGCUCCGUGCUUCUCGGUGCGGCGGCGGCGCGUGUCCAUCUUGCGGCGCUGCUUGGCCGCCUGCUCGAGCUCCUCCUCGUUCUCGCCGGAGAUUCAGUGGGAAGUCUCGUCGUCUCAGGCUUCGCCGACGCGCCAGUGCGCCAGCACCGAGUUGUCGCGGAAGUCGCUUGUUACUACGCUCGGCCCGACGUAG